Molecule: messenger RNA, 3489 nt
Organism: Amyelois transitella
Lineage: Eukaryota; Metazoa; Arthropoda; Insecta; Lepidoptera; Pyralidae
Exons: 5
Coding region: 140-1444 (434 amino acids)
Source: RefSeq, a predicted model, not a curated record
CUGAGUUAUGUAUGUUGUUUGUUGUUUUAAAUUCAAUUCGCAAUUUGUGGUUUUUCUAAUAUAUUUCAAUUUUCUUUGAACGAGUCAAAAUUUAUGAUUGACCCAUAGGAAUAUAUAAAAAACCUUCAUAUUUAAUCAAAUGGCUACGCUUUUACAUUUAUUGUUACCAUUAUCAUUAUUUUCAUCUUUUUACUGUGAAAAGCAAUUCGGUCCAGAUCCUUGGGAUUAUGAACUUCCAAGACGAUCCAUGGACUCAUUGGAAGAAGCUGAUGUUCCACCUGAUUUAAAGAUAAUCCAAAGAAAAUCUUCAUCAGAAAACCAUGUUGGUAUUGGUGAUAUAUUUUUAAAGAGGUUACUAGGCCUGGUACUGCGUGGAGGUCAAGUACAGAAACAUGAAGAUGGUAGUAUUGAGGUUUUAUUACAAAUGAGAUUUGACUCUGAUAAAUGGAAUACAUUAGAUAAAUACUUAAAAUCAAACACCGCUAUGACAGAAUCUGUACUCAGAAGAACUAUGGGAUAUAUUGAGGACGCUAUUUAUAAACCAACUGUUGUUGAAAAGAUUGUGAUGGUGUGGAGUGAUUAUAUUCAAAUCUAUUUAAUUGAAUACAAGAUGUACAUUGUUUGGAUCCUUGGCUUGAUUGGAAUAAUUCUGGCUGUAAAUUGGCUUUGGAAACGGCUUUCUCAUAAACAUGUUAUAAUAUUCAUGUUUGCUGCACUAUAUAUUUAUGAAGUAGUCAUUUCUUACAAGGAAGCAGAGCAACAGGAACUGGCAAGGUUUUUGUCAGCACUCAACAAAUGUCAGUGGCAGUUUUGGAAGUCUAGUUGUGAGGUUCCACCUCCAGAUAUAAUUUUGUUUAUGAAACACAUGAACCCUUUGAAAAUUGCCAUCAGAAUGUUUACAACGAUUAUAUCAGAGCCCAUGAUAACACUUAGUUCUGCCAUCAAGAUAAUGAUAAGUGGCAUAACUGAUGGCCUGUGGUUUCCGUUCGACAAAAUUGUUUACGGAUUUUUAAUUCUAUCAUUUAAUUCUUUACUUAUUGUCCUUCUUGUAAUCAUAGUUUUUAAUUAUUUAUUCAACAUUCCAUUUAAUCUAAGUUUCUUAGGAUUAGGUAUAGGUGUAAAACAACGUCAAAGAAAAUUAUUUCCCGAAGCAAAUCAACAGCAAACAAACCAUAGUCAAUCUAUAGAAAGUGGUGACAGGAUUAGUGGGGCUACUUUACAUAGGCUACUGGAUGUAUUUUCAGACGCGCUAACUAAUGCUCGAAAUUCGCAGCCUACCGCAAAUGUGCAGUGCCCGCAGCCAAUCGAAGCGCCGAAAAUUCGUAGAUCCGCUAGUACUGGAAGGCUCUCUAGUGCAUCAUACGAAUUUAACAUGUCGCAACCACAAAUAGCAUUCAAACGAAAAACGCAAAGCCCUAAGGAUGGUAGUGGAGAUGCUUAUUAAAGCUAUAAUUACCUAUUAGUUUACGAAUAUCUUUUCAUGAAAUGAUGAUUCUAUUUUAAAUCGUGUAUCAUGGCAUGGCACCAUUUACAUCUAAGGACAAAAUCUACAAAAUCUUGCAUUUCCUCGUAAUUUGUGGUUGUGUUCAUGUAUACUCAAUACUAAGGACUAUAGUAAUACAAAGGACUCAGAUUUAAGCUUAGAGGAUACUCUAGUCUAUAAAUGUAUACCAGUGAAAAUUCCCAUUUAUUUUGGAAUAUGGUUUAUAGCUCGGAUAUCUCCGUUUGAAACUUGCUGUUGUCUCGUUCGUUGUUUUAUCCAGUAUAUUCAUUAAAUACAGUUAGCUGGGAUCCUAAUUCAUUUAUGCACCCAGGGUUGAUUCAAGAUCGUUGACAAGUCGACAUAUUCCUCGUCUUCCCUCUCUGUUUUUAUAUUAGGUAUACUGAAAAUAUAGAAAGAGAAGAGAUAAUAAGUUCGUCAGUGCCUUUAAUUACCUAGACAUACCACUGUAUGUAAGUACGUUACCUAUGCAUGAAAAUAGGUCAGGUAUACCUAACGUGACCAUUUUUUUUUUUGCGUCAGAGAGGGACGCUUUCAGAAUUUUGUACAUAAGUAAAUAAAAAAUAUACUAAAUACUUAAUAUAUAAGUUAAUUAUGAAUAAUUAUCUAUACUUAUAAUAAAACAGUAAAAAUAUUUUGUCUGUGCAUUUAGUAUUUUUGACUGACUGUUCUCGUCAGCGAGAUUUGAGUGCAAUGUUGAUAUAAAAUAAGUACCUAUAAAAAUUUAGUUUGUUUGCAAAAGCGGGACAUUUUUGCUCUCGCUGGGGACAGCGGGACAGGCAGCCUGAAAGCGGGACAAUCCCGCUGAAAGCGGGACGUAUGGUCACUUUAGGUAUACCGCGCUCUUUCUCGUGUUGCCCAACCCAGGAUUCAGAUAUUUUUAACUCACAAAAAUUAUUGCUGAAAACUUAGGAAGUUAGUUCAUUCAGGAAUAAUUUCUCUAAGAGAGUACCUAUAUUUUUUUAAGUACAAGAAACUAACUGUGAUAUUUUAGGAUUGCUGUGUAACGACCUCAGUUUUCCGCCAUAGGGCCUAACCUAUCCACCACGUAAAAACUGUUGGAUUUUUAUGAAUAUGAAGCAUGUUAUGCUCCAUUUAUUAGAUAAGUUUUUAAAGUUUAAGAAUGAUCAAUGGAAAAAAUAAAGAAGAUGAAAUUGAAAAAGGCAUUUUUCUUGUUAUUUAAGGCAUUUUACUUUUUAUUUUUAUUUGCGUGCCUAUUUCUAGUCAAGAAUUUUCAAACAAUCAAAAUAUUACACGCUUUUAUGGAAUCUUUUGUGAUUUAAAAUGAAAAUGGUGGAAAAUAAUUUUGUAGUAUGUAUACUAUUAUCCACCAUUUUCGGCAUAUCGGGCAUAUAUAUUCGGCCUGGGUCACAGUGGCGCCAUCAUAACUUUAGGUGUGUAUUAAUUUAGUUAUUGUAUUAAAUAAUUUGGAAAACAUAAUUAAUCCUAAAACCAAACUAAUAAUUAAUGUAAAUUAUACCACUGGGCACAAUGAAAACGUAUGAGUAGUAAACAGCAUCCAUAUCUUUUUUAUAAUUUUGUAUUGUAUUAAAAACCUUAGAACUAAUAACAAAAAUGUUCAAAAUAAAAAUUACCGAAUUUACUUUACUCUUUUUAUUUUCGUGAUGCCUUAGUAAGAAGUGUCACAAUUUCAAAAUAUAAAUAAGUUUGAUAAAGGUAGUUUUAAUUCAAUGUAAUAAAUAAGUGACUGAUAACAUACAGUUUACAUUUUAAAGAUGAUACUUAUUUCAUGUGAACUUAAGGUAGCAACGUACGGUUCAAAACUUACAUAAUACUUUCUACAUUGCUAAAAUUCUGUAUGAGUUUAGGCAUAGAAUGAAGACUAGGUCAUUCCGCGACACGAUAAGACAUUGUGAUACGACAUUCUGUGCCUAAACAUGCCUAUUGGUCAACAAACAUUUGCAACCUCAUAACCAACAUUAUUUAUAACAAAACAAUAUUUACAAUAAUAACAGUCAGUGUGCUUC